AUGUUCGAGGAAAAGUUCAUCGUCAGCGUGGCUUCGGCCUGCUCUUCAUUGACCAUCGUUGCCUGCCUGAUUGUGGUUCCAUCGCUCUACAACACCAUCAACGAGAUCCACGAUGAAGUUAUCGAAGGCGUCGCAGUGUUCCGCGUCGAGACCGAUUCUGCAUGGAGUCGAAUGAUGGACGUGCAAGUGGCCGUCGCACCACCCAGCAAGCCGCGUCAGAACCCCUUCAACUCCAUUUUCCGUAACAAGAGACAGGCUGGUCUCCCUUCGUUCUGCCAGUGCACCCCUCUGACAGUCAACUGCCCACCUGGACCUCCUGGACCACCUGGACAGCCUGGAACACCUGGACAACCUGGAGCGCCUGGUCAACCCGGUGACGACAACACUUCAACUUAUGCUCCCAUUAUCUGCCCACCUCGAGACACAAGCUGCAUCCAGUGCCCACCCGGACCACCAGGACCACCUGGACCAGAUGGAAAUCCCGGAGGCCCAGGACCCAAUGGAAAUCCUGGACAGCCUGGAUUUCCAGGUCAGGAUGGACAGCCAGGACCUAUGGGACCACCCGGAGACGCAGGAUCACCAGGAAACCCAGGAAGCGAUGGACAACCUGGACAGCGCGGGCAGGACGGUACCACAUCAACCAACACCCCUGGUGCACCUGGAAGUGUUGGACCUAUGGGGCUUCCAGGAAAUGCCGGCUCCCCUGGACAGCCAGGAACACCAGGAAACCCUGGAGCGCCUGGACCAGCCGGACAGCCCGGAGCACCAGGACAACCUGGACCUAACGGUCAACCAGGAGGCCCAGGAGGACCUGGUUUGCCUGGAGGUGAUGCAGCAUACUGCCCAUGUCCACCUCGCACAGCUACAUUGGUGUCUCGUUACACUCAUUAA
Molecule: messenger RNA, 891 nt
Organism: Ostertagia ostertagi
Lineage: Eukaryota; Metazoa; Nematoda; Chromadorea; Rhabditida; Trichostrongylidae
Source: the annotation of a GenBank genome assembly